Molecule: messenger RNA, 1381 nt
Organism: Gryllus bimaculatus (two-spotted cricket)
Lineage: Eukaryota; Metazoa; Arthropoda; Insecta; Orthoptera; Gryllidae
Source: the annotation of a GenBank genome assembly
AUGGCAAAAAAAAUUGUGGCAGUUUUACGUGGGAGGAGGAGGGCGAUGGAGGCGGUUCAGCGAGGCGGAGGGGCGCUGGCGCUGGCGCUGCUCUUCCUGCUGCUGGCGCCGACGCUCGCCAGCGCCGCCCACGAGGACGCGCCCCACCCACAGCCACACCCCUCCAAGUGCCUGCGCUCGCUAGAUCGGCCGCCGCCGCAGCGCCACGUGUUCUUCAGCGGGGAGCGGCUGCCGCUGCGGCUGGAGACGUCGCGGCGCCUGACGCACCGCCUGGCGGCGCAGCUGCUGCGCAUCUUCCUGGCCGAGGUUCAAUCAUACAAUGGUGAAUCCCGAAGUAUGGGUUCCGCCAGAAAAUAUGGUUGGUUCAUACCAACAACUCUCUUCAAUGCCUCCGCUGGAAUGGGGAGUUGGAGAUUUUUUAAAGAUCCCGUGCAAGCUCAGAAGUUCGAACUAACGGAGGACGAUUUCAAUUACGUGAAGGACAUCGCCAUCAAAUCUGCUCGAAGCGAGUGCGCGGACGGGCAGUGCAACUCGUGGAUUUACGUUCCUCCGUGGUGCAACGCCAGCGAUGGCAGCGUCCUCUCUCCAUGUGCAACUCUUCUGGCAGGCUACCAAGAGGAAACCUCUUUUGCAAAAGAAGACAUUGAGAAGUUGCAUCUCUAUGUACAAAUUGUCUGGUUAGGAGCACAUUUGGCAAACACUACUUACGAUUUGAUGAAGCGCUACCAUGAACGUUCAGUAUCAGGUUCUAUAAAUCACUCGUUGGUUGUCCUCGUUGGAGUACCUGAUGAAUUAAUUGUUUCUCCUAAUGAUGAAUUUAGAGCCAUUGCCAUGCCACAAUGCAAUCCAAGUUGUAACAAAUCUCACGAUGACUGUAUACAAAAAUGUAAUUAUGAGAUGCAACGUUUGGUGAAGUUGGUGUGGCCAGCAUUGCCAGCGAGUGCAAAACCUGCUUAUGAGGCUAUUGAUGAGAUGACACUAGACUAUGCUGAACUUUUAACUCUGUAUAGAGUGUAUCAGAAUGUGGAACAGACAGCUUGUGCUUGGAUGCAGAAAAAUGAGCCAAUCUGGGAGAAGUGGAAGAAAACAGGAAAAAAUAAACUUUCCAUUGGAGGAAUUUUCCCCAUUACAGGAUCAUCUCACAUAUAUCAUGGAAUUGUUCGAGCUGCAGAAAUGGCUCUAGAAGCUGUCAAUAGGAAUGAUUCCCUUCUGCCUGACUAUAAUUUGAGUUUAAAGGUUAACGAUGGAAAAUGUGCUGCUGAUGUAGUCAUGAAGACGUUUAUUGACUAUGUUAUGGAUGACUUGUUCCGGAAUUUGGUGGGCAUCCUUGGUAAAUAGAUUUAAAUACAAUGUUGAUAGAAGGAAUUUAUAUUACACAUGU